AUGAGUUUGAAUAAAGAGACUAAGCAAAUCGAACAGGUCUCACGUACUGUCGCAAAAUCGUUGAUCUUCUGCAUCGAACAUUGCUCAAUUCGAAAGCUUAUUGGUGGGUAUUCGAACCAGGAUGAUUUCGAGGUGACUAGACAAGGGUCGGUUGGAAUGGCCAGGAUGACCGGAAGCCUUGAUCGGGCCAAAAUGCCCCCGCAGUUCAUCGAAAAAGUUAAAACACCCAAUCCAAGACUGAAAAAGACUCAUGAGGCGUCACGUGGAAAUACGGGUGUCAUUGGUUCGAAGCACUUGCAGUCCAUCUACAACAUUGUGGAGGAAACCAAACAACGAGUACCAGGAAACGGCAAAGAUAACAAGGAAGACGCCUCACGUGUUAAGUUACAAGAUCGAGUUUUAACGAAAUCGGAAGACGCAGUGAUAAACUCUGUCAUGCAGCAGGUCGCUGAACUGAAUCGGGAAAAACUAUCUGAUGAUUCUAUGGUCAAGGUAUUGACUGCAGUCUACUUGGAUGCAAAAUCAAAACUGGCUGAAAGAAAUCGACCGGAGCCGACAGUUAAUACAGACAUAACUCCGGACGCAUCCGUUCCACAAUCCGGAACCGAUCUGUCGAAAUCAAAUGGUGGAACCGAGAAUCAAAGCCACAAUAUGAACGCGAAGUCUGCAUCUCCUAAUCAGCCCCAGUCCAUAGCAGAGCGGAAAAGAAUUCAAUGGGAAAAAGAAAAGGGACUCAAACCGCGAUCAGUCGGGUCGGGACUUCAAACCCUUGCCCCUGAGCUACAUGGUCGACGAUUAUUACCUUGUGCGAAUGGCUCAAUCAGUUUAGAGUAUCAAGCUUGGAUUAACCCUCUGAACAAUCGAAUGGGCUAA
Messenger RNA from Echinostoma caproni, 873 nucleotides. Lineage: Eukaryota; Metazoa; Platyhelminthes; Trematoda; Plagiorchiida; Echinostomatidae. The record is from the annotation of a GenBank genome assembly.